Molecule: messenger RNA, 1221 nt
Organism: Psammomys obesus (fat sand rat)
Lineage: Eukaryota; Metazoa; Chordata; Mammalia; Rodentia; Muridae
Product: putative protein FAM47D
Exons: 1
Coding region: 1-1221 (406 amino acids)
Source: RefSeq, a predicted model, not a curated record
AUGGGGGACCAGAGGUUACCAGAGAACCAGCCUCAUAGGGUACCCAGGCACAAGCAUGUCUUAAAGUGUAAGAAGAAGAAACAGACAUUCCCUCCUGUCAUGGAGGACCAUCACCAGCAGUUUUUUCAGGAAGAGCUGGAUGACUCUACUGGAGACUAUGAGCCAUGUGAAGAGAUACUAUCACGAACCAGCCGGGGGACCUUUCUCCCCAGAAUUUCUCAUGAAGUCUUCACUAUUGCCACUAAGAAGAGUCAGGGAAAGGUAUCCAAGAAUUUGGAAUUGUUUUACUCAGUCUCAAUGGAGAAGCAAGGAAGCAGAAAGACUCAACACAAACUGGAUCAUUUGUCUCAAAUGGAAGAUGAUGCUGAAGAUUAUUUCACAAAUUUUCUGCAGAUGUCAAAAGAUGAUCAGAAUCUGAUUAAGUGGCCUCUCUUGAAAAAUCAAACGGAAGCAAAUAAGAACAGCAAGCGUGGGAAACACCUUCACAGAAAACUCGACUUAGGAACUCCUGAGAAGUGCAAAUCAUGCCAAAAAAUUUUUUUUCCUAGAGUCACAUCCAUCAACCAGAAUUUGCUUGACUCCCUUAAUUAUAGAUACACACAAAGAGGAAGUGAUGAUAUCAAUGAAUGGGAUGAAGCACCGGAAAACUCGGAUGUGUUGCAACAAUUUGACAAGGACUAUGUUUACCAACCAACUUAUGAAGACUCCUCAGACAAGAAAAUUAGUCAUCUUCCUUCCAAGAUCAAGUACUUCCGAGGGUUAAGCAAAGAAAAGGACAUGAAUAUCUCCAAACAGGAAUCAAAAUUUGAGAUGAAACUCCAAAAAUCACAUGAUCUUUCUAUGUCCAACAAGGAAAAGUUUGAAUAUGGGCUGUUGUAUCAGACACCAAAGCAGUUAAAAGGAGUAGCCACUGAAGAGUCUUUAACUAACACCAAGAACUUGCUUGAAAUUCAAGGUAAAAGCAUUUGCGAACCAGAUGCAUUUGAAAAUCUCUAUAGCAUAAUUGCCUUUAAGGAUUUCAUUGUAUACAAGGGCUAUGAUAUGCCAGUCAUACUCAAGAAGUUUUUUAUGAAAAAGGGAUGGAAUUACAACUCUGUUAAUACUCCUAUACCAACUGUAUUAAAAGAACAUGAAAUGAAAAUGCAGAAAACAGAUGAUGAAGAUGAGGAGAAUGGUGGAAAGGAACAUGACUGCAAGAUUUUCCUAUCACCACAUACUUAA